Penicillium subrubescens is the source of this 1080-nucleotide messenger RNA. RefSeq names its product alpha/beta hydrolase. The record is from RefSeq and is a predicted model, not a curated record. Gene Ontology annotation, molecular function: hydrolase activity. Lineage: Eukaryota; Fungi; Ascomycota; Eurotiomycetes; Eurotiales; Aspergillaceae. The transcript is spliced from 3 exons. Bases 1 to 1080 code for a protein of 359 amino acids.
AUGGCGGACUUCUCUCAGUACACGGGCCCCAGUGCAGACUGGAUCGCCCUGGAGUCCACGCUGCCUCCGAUGCCUAACCUGCCAAUCCUGGAAUUAAGGGCUCUAGUCAAUAAGGGGCGAGAGGAACUUGCCGCUCAUGGCAUGAGAAGCAUAGCCUCCCAGAUCCAAACCCAGGACUAUACAGUCACGUCUCGCGACGGUGCAUCCCUAGAAGUACGAACAUAUCGCCCAUCUAAAAUUCCAGCCUCUCAGAAACUCCCCGUGUACAUUCAUCUCCACGGUGGAGGUUAUCUCUUUGGAACCCUCUCUUCAGAAGACGCGAUCUGCUCCCGAAUUGUUGUCUCCCGGGUGCAAAAUGACACCCCAGUCGUUGUCGUCAAUGUGAACUACCGCCAUACCCCUGAAUACGAAUUCCCCACAGCCUGGGACGACGUCGAAGAUGCCUUCGUCUGGGUUCAUGAACAUAUUUCCGAAAUCGGCGGUCUUGCCGACCAGGUCGUGGUCGGUGGCAUUUCCGCCGGAGCUCAAUUAACCGCAUCUUUGACUCUUGCACAAUUGUACGGAGACAACGAGCGUCUGAAGGCGUGUCCGAAGAUUCGGGGACAGGUGCUCAUGAUUCCCUGCCUUGUAAAUGCAGAGUAUUAUGCACCUCGCAAAGAAAUGCUGCUCAAUCCAGAGCUGUCCAGCUAUGUGACAUGUGCCGAGGCGCCGAUUUUGCCUGUUUCAAGGAUUGAGCUCUUCAUGAGCUUGCUAAAGGUGAAGACCUUCCCAGAUGCCGGUCGCAAUCUGCGGAUGAAUCCUGGCAAUGCCACUCCAGAGGAAGUGAAGAAUCUACCCCCUACAACGUUUGGUAUCGCCGGUAAUGAUCCGCUUCGUGACGAGGGUCUCCUUUUCGGGAAGUUGUUGAGUGAGAAUGGGGUUCCCACUGAUGUUAAUGUUUUCCCUGGUGUACCUCAUGGAUUUAGACGGCACGGUGACAAGCUCGCCUCCAGUAAGAAGUGGGACGAGGUCAUGAGCGGUGGUAUUACUUGGGCUCUGAGCAAUCCCGCAGUUGCUCCUUUUGAGAUCAAGGCAGAAUAA